Messenger RNA from Nannospalax galili (Upper Galilee mountains blind mole rat), 1094 nucleotides. It is a transcript of the gene Tomm22, whose product is annotated as translocase of outer mitochondrial membrane 22. The transcript is spliced from 4 exons. Bases 52 to 471 code for a protein of 139 amino acids. Gene Ontology annotation, biological process: intracellular protein transport. The record is from RefSeq and is a predicted model, not a curated record. Gene Ontology annotation, cellular component: mitochondrial outer membrane. Lineage: Eukaryota; Metazoa; Chordata; Mammalia; Rodentia; Spalacidae.
CGGCGGGCUGUGUUCGCCUGCUCCCUUCCGCUUCCGGUGUCCCCUACAGCCAUGGCUGCCGCCGUCGCCGCUGGGGAGCCUCUGUCCCCUGACGAAUUGCUCCCGAAAACCGACGCGGAGAAGACGGAGGAGGAGUUGGAGGAAGACGACGACGACGAGCUAGAUGAGACCCUGUCCGAGAGACUCUGGGGUCUGACGGAGAUGUUUCCGGAGAGGGUCCGGACUGCCGCCGGAGCCACUUUUGAUCUUUCCCUGUUUGUGGCUCAGAAAAUGUACAGAUUUUCCAGGGCAGCUUUGUGGAUUGGUACCACUUCCUUUAUGAUCCUGGUUCUUCCUGUUGUUUUUGAGACAGAAAAGUUGCAGAUGGAGCAACAGCAGCAACUGCAGCAACGGCAGAUACUUUUAGGACCUAACACAGGGCUGUCAGGAGGAAUGCCAGGGGCUCUACCUUCACUUCCUGGAAAGAUCUAAGAUUAUUACUGCUGUAUUUGUGCUGUCUUGGUGGGAGAACUUUGAAAAUCAGUUAUUUGAACUGCUGAAUAUUUGGACUUUUAGUCUUUCGUCUUUUUUUUUUUUUUUCCAACUUUGGCACAAUGACCCAUUUAAACCUGGUAGGGCAACCUAUCCCCUUCUUGUCUCAUGGACACCUAGCUGUGCCCUUCCCACUGUCCUCACUCACCUCUGUUCUCAUUGAUACCAGAGUUCAGCCAUGUGGACUAAUUCCAGCUCUGGCCACUCUUCCCUGUUUUACUAAAUUGCUCCUAACUGGAAGUUUGCACAUGCCCAUUGUGCAGUAAAAUGUUAAUGUCACUGGGAGGGAAGCAAGCAUCCCUGACCAUUAACAACUUUAAAAAAGAAUGGAAGUGUCAGGAAGGAGCAUGUAAACAGUAUAAAACUGACAAAACCCCUGAGACUUGCAGUACAGGAAUCCCUGUGUUAGGGAGGCGGGCUGCAGCCUUAGCUGGACAGCGGGGCUGUGGACUGAGCAGGAGCUCGUUUCCUCUAUUCCAUGUUGGCUGUUAGACCUGUGUGUAAAAAGGUCAGUGCUCACUUUUUGUAUUUAAAUAUUAAAAGGACUCCAACUGAAAGUGUCA